Perognathus longimembris pacificus (Pacific pocket mouse) is the source of this 2310-nucleotide messenger RNA. It is a transcript of the gene Psd2, whose product is annotated as pleckstrin and Sec7 domain containing 2. The coding region runs from base 1 to 2310 and encodes 769 amino acids. The record is from RefSeq and is a predicted model, not a curated record. Gene Ontology annotation, biological process: regulation of ARF protein signal transduction. Gene Ontology annotation, molecular function: phospholipid binding; protein binding; guanyl-nucleotide exchange factor activity. The transcript has 14 exons. NCBI's taxonomy places the organism in Eukaryota, Metazoa, Chordata, Mammalia, Rodentia, Heteromyidae.
AUGGAGGAGGACAAGGUCCCCGCUUCCCUGUCCGUGGAAGGGGAUGCCACGGGGGACCCCGAGUCAGAGCCCGGAGUCCAGAAUGGAGUGGUGGCCAGGGAGGGCUCCGGCAACUGCCCCAGCUGCCCCGGGAAGGAGGACACAGGAGCCCCGGUGGACCUGGAGUUGCCCACAGAGCACCUGGAUGCAGCCCUGCCCGACCUCAGCCUCGACCUCUCCAUCACCAACGGCCUGGCCCCGGGACCAGAUGCCAGUGUUCUGGAAGAUUCCACAGAGCGCAGGCCCUGGAGGGCAGAAGGGCUGGCAGAGGGGGACGAGGCCUCCGGGAGCCUGUGUCUAGAUGCUGAGGAGCCUCCGCUGGGGUUGGAUGGCCCUGGAGAGCCAGAUGUGCGGGAUGGCUUCAGUGCCACGUUCGAGAAGAUUCUGGAGUCGGAGCUGCUGCGGGGCACCCAGUACAGCAGCCUCGACUCCCUGGAUGUGCUGAGCCUUACGGAUGAGAGCGACAGCUGCGUCAGCUUCGAGGCCCCCCUCACCCCCCUCAUCCAGCAGCGGGCCCGAGACAGCCCUGAGCCCGGAGUGGGGCUGGGGCCCGAGGGGGAGCUGGGGGCCGCUGGGGGCGAGGGGGAGCUGGGCAGCCCCCUGCGGCGCUCCAUCUCCAGCAGCCGCUCAGAAAACGUCCUGAGCCACCUGUCUCUCACGGCCGUGCCCAACGGGUUCCAUGAAGAGGAGCCCCGGGGCCUGGGGGGCGAGGAGGAGGAGGAGGAGGAGGAGGAGGAUGAAGACACGGACAAGUUGUUGAACUCAACCAGUGACCCCAGCCUGAAGGACGGCCUGUCAGACUCCGACUCGGAGCUGAGCAGCUCAGAGGGCCUGGAGCCUGGCGGCACAGACCCGCUGGCCAACGGGUGCCAGGGGGUCAACGAGGCUGCCCGUCGCCUGGCCCGCCGCCUCUACCACCUCGAGGGCUUCCAGCGCUGUGACGUGGCUCGGCAGCUGGGCAAGAACAAUGAGUUUAGCAGGCUGGUGGCCGGGGAGUACCUCAGUUUCUUCGACUUCUCCGGCCUCACUUUGGACCGAGCACUCAGAACCUUCCUGAAGGCCUUCCCGCUGAUGGGGGAGACACAGGAACGUGAGCGGGUCCUCACACACUUCUCCCGCCGGUACUGCCAGUGCAACCCCGACGACAGCACCUCGGAAGAUGGGAUCCACACGCUCACCUGUGCCCUGAUGCUGCUCAACACGGACCUGCACGGACAUAACAUCGGCAAGAAGAUGUCCUGCCAGCAAUUCAUUGCCAACUUGGACCAGCUGAAUGAUGGCCAAGACUUUGCCAAAGACCUGCUGAAGACCCUGUACAACUCCAUCAAGAAUGAAAAGCUGGAAUGGGCCAUUGAUGAGGAGGAGCUGAGGAAAUCCCUGUCUGAGCUGGUGGAUGACAAGUUUGGGACAGGCACGAAAAAAGUGACCCGGAUUCUGGAUGGCGGAAACCCCUUCCUGGAUGUGCCGCAGGCUCUCAGCGCCACCACCUACAAGCAUGGCGUGCUGACCCGGAAGACCCACGCGGACAUGGAUGGCAAGAGGACUCCCCGUGGGAGGCGCGGCUGGAAGAAAUUCUACGCUGUGCUCAAAGGGACUAUCCUGUACCUGCAGAAGGAUGAAUACAGACCUGACAAGGCUCUGUCAGAGGGGGACUUGAAGAAUGCCAUUCGUGUGCACCACGCGCUGGCCACCAGGGCUUCUGACUACAGCAAGAAGUCCAAUGUGCUCAAGCUCAAGACGGCCGACUGGAGGGUCUUCCUCUUCCAGGCGCCAAGCAAGGAGGAGAUGCUGUCGUGGGUCCUGAGGAUCAAUCUGGUGGCGGCCAUCUUCUCAGCCCCGGCUUUCCCAGCAGCCGUCAGCUCCAUGAAGAAGUUCUGCCGGCCCCUGCUGCCCUCCUGCACCACUCGCCUGGGCCAGGAGGAGCAGCUGCGGUCUCACGAGAACAAGCUGCGGCAGGUGACGGCGGAGCUGGCGGAGCACCGGCGCCACCCGGCCGACAAGGGCCUCAAGUCCAAGGAGGCGGAGGAGUACCGGCUGAAGGAGCACUAUCUCACGUUCGAGAAAAGCCGUUAUGAGACCUACGUCCACCUCCUGGCUGUGAAAGUCAAAGUGGGCAGCGACGACCUGGAGCGGAUCGAGGCGCGGCUGGCCAGCCCGGAAGGGGAUGACCCUUCUCUCCGGAAGACACACUCGAGCCCCGCCCUCAGCCAGGGCCACGGGCCUGGGACUGGCAGCAAAGCCACCAAGGAUGCUCCUGGGCCUGAUACCUAG